UGCAGGUAAUUUAUGUUCACUGAUUUUCGUACAUUUACUAGUGUUUUAGAAAUGGCACUUGAAGUCGAAAAGGAACAGAAAAUGUACUAUGAACACCUUAUCCUUCAAACAAUGCAGAACCUUGCAAUAUUUUACAAUAUAUCAGGCCGUAUCGGGAAAGGUGAACCUUUGCAACUUGAAGUGUUAAGACGAAGACUCCACGUUAUUGGAACAGAGAAGCACCCUAUUAUUGGUUCUGUAAUGAACAACAUGGGAAUAAUGUAUAAAAAUAAAGGAGACCGGGAAAAGGCAGCGCAUUUCUUCCAAAAAAGUUUAGAGAUAAAGUUGGAGACAAAAGCCCCUCUAAAGGCUAUAAUAGUCUCUGAAAGAAAUGUUGCAGAAAAUUUAAUAGAAAUGGGUCAAAAUGAAAAGGCCGUAAUUCUGCUUACCAAUAGUCUUCAGCGGUUUGAAAAUAUAUCCGAUUAUUACUAUGAUGCUCGAUCUAUGCUUUUUGAGAUUCUUGGGAAAGCUUACAUGAAAUUAGGAAAUUUUGAAAAGGCAGUACCAGCCUACAAACAGGCGCUUGAAUUGAAAUAUAAAAUAUCAGUGACAGAUCUUACUUUACUUGAUCUCGCUUACAAUUAUGCAAAGUGUCUUAUAUCUCUUGGAAAAUUUAAAAAAGCUGAAAGAAUUUUACAAAUUGAAUUAAGAUUAUGUGAUCUAAUUAUUGAACAGAACCCUGUCAAUCUUGUCAUUAUUGAUUGUAUUGAGUUAUUGAUUGACGUUCAGUUCACUCUAGGAUUGAAAGAAGAAAUGUUAUUAACUCUAAACCGUGCAAAGGGUGAAUUACACCGACUGAUUGUAGCAUUUGAAAAUUCAAAAGAUUUCAAUAAACGCGAAGAGACAUCUGGACGUCUUAUUAGAAUCAAACGUGAAUAUGAUGGUAUUAUUAAAACGUUUGAUGUGGGAAGUGAAACACGAUAA
Messenger RNA from Saccostrea echinata, 963 nucleotides. Its product is annotated as nephrocystin-3-like. The record is from RefSeq and is a predicted model, not a curated record. NCBI's taxonomy places the organism in Eukaryota, Metazoa, Mollusca, Bivalvia, Ostreida, Ostreidae. The transcript has 2 exons. Bases 13 to 963 code for a protein of 316 amino acids. Gene Ontology annotation, molecular function: protein binding.